Macadamia integrifolia is the source of this 732-nucleotide messenger RNA. RefSeq lists its product as uncharacterized. NCBI's taxonomy places the organism in Eukaryota, Viridiplantae, Streptophyta, Magnoliopsida, Proteales, Proteaceae. The record is from RefSeq and is a predicted model, not a curated record. The transcript has 5 exons. Bases 1 to 732 code for a protein of 243 amino acids.
AUGGCCUUUGUAACUGUUAGAAUGGCUAUGCUAGCAGUCAUUUUUUUGGCGGUUUUUACAAUUAUGAGCGGUAAAAAGGUGGAAGGGAGGAGAAACAUACCUGAAGAUCAAGACGAAGAUUUAGAAUUUGAAAGACAACUUAGAAUUCUAAACGAGCCUGGUAUCAAAACAAUCAAGACUGAAUAUGGAGACGUUUACAAUUGUGUGGAUAUUUACAAGCAACCUGCUUUUAAUCAUCCUUUACUCAAAGACCACAAAAUCCAGAUACCAGAGGGUUAUUGGUCAAAAAUGAAAACUGUAAACAGUAAACCUUCAAGAUUUGGACUGAAGGAAGGUUGCCCUUUAGGAACGGUACCCAUCCGAAGAAUAACAAAAGAAGAUCUAAUCAGAGCCAAAUCUGCCUUCAAAAUGACAGUUGGAAAUUUUAGUCGAAAGAGUCAAGCAAAAGGUUUUGAGUUUGCAGGGUAUCAAACCGUAAAGUCUCCAGGGAGGGCGUACCAUGGGGCUGGAGCCACUUUUAAUCUGUACAAUCCAAAAGUUCAACCUGAUGAAUUUAGUUCAUCUAUGAUUUCUAUUGAAAGUGGACCUCCGAAUGAACUCAAUUUUAUCCAAUUUGGAUGGACGGUAAACCCUCAAUUAUAUGGCGAUAGCAAGACUCGACUUUUUACCUUAUGGACGGUUUGUUCUUAUAUGUUUUCUUUUUUCUUGCAUCAUAUCCAUGUCAAUCUAUGA